This is a messenger RNA of Trematosphaeria pertusa, 1040 nucleotides long. Its product is annotated as cytosolic Fe-S cluster assembly factor NBP35. The record is from RefSeq and is a predicted model, not a curated record. Lineage: Eukaryota; Fungi; Ascomycota; Dothideomycetes; Pleosporales; Trematosphaeriaceae. The annotation marks the transcript as partial. Gene Ontology annotation, molecular function: ATP-dependent FeS chaperone activity; 4 iron, 4 sulfur cluster binding; ATP binding. The transcript is spliced from 2 exons. Gene Ontology annotation, cellular component: cytosol. Gene Ontology annotation, biological process: iron-sulfur cluster assembly.
CAAGCAUUCUACGCUACACAUCACUCGCAAUGGCGCCAUCACUGGAGGAGCCGACCCAGGUAGAUCUCGAUGCGCCUCUCAAAACCGCACCUAAGCUCGUUGCGCCUGAACCAGAACACUGUCCUGGUCCCGAAUCUGAGCGCGCAGGCGUCGCCGACUCCUGCGCCGGGUGCCCCAACCAGAAAAUAUGCGCCUCCGCUCCAAAGGGUCCCGACCCUGACAUUCCACUCAUCACAUCCCGCCUCUCCUCCGUCCGCCACAAAAUCCUCGUUCUCUCCGGCAAAGGCGGCGUCGGUAAAUCCACAUUCAGCACCAUGCUUGCGCACGGUUUCGCUUCAGACCCGUCCUCCACCAUCGGCCUCAUGGACACGGAUAUCUGCGGGCCGUCCAUCCCCAAAAUGAUGGGCGUGGAAGACGAGCAGAUUCAUACUACGAGUGAGGGGUGGGAGCCGGUGUGGGUGAGCGAGAAUCUGGGCGUUAUGUCAGUGCAGUUUAUGCUGCCGAAUAGGGACGAUGCGGUGAUCUGGCGGGGGCCGAAGAAGAACGGGCUGAUCAAGAAGUUCUUGAUGGAGGUGGGGUGGGGCGAGUUGGAUGUGCUGGUGGUGGACACGCCGCCGGGGACGAGCGACGAGCAUCUUUCCGUCAACUCGUUCUUGAAAGCUUCGGGCGUUGAUGGCGCGGUGCUGGUCAGCACGCCGCAGGAAGUCAGUUUGUUGGAUGUGCGGAAGGAAAUCGACUUCUGCAGGAAGGCCAAGAUCCCCAUUCUGGGCAUUGUGGAGAAUAUGUCGGGCUUCGUGUGCCCUGGGUGCAAGCACGAAUCUCAGAUCUUCAGGCCGUCAACGGGCGGCGCGAGGAGGCUGGCCCAGGACGAGAAGAUUCCUUUCCUCGGCGCGGUACCGCUGGACCCGCGGAUAGGGAUGGCGUGCGACUUUGGGGAAUCGUUCUUGGAGGCGUAUCCGGACUCACCGGCUUGCAAGGCAAUACGGCAUGUGGUGCAGAAGGUGGGGGACCAGAUAGGGGUGAGCAUGGAGGAUGGGCUG